Messenger RNA from Cadophora gregata, 2164 nucleotides. RefSeq lists its product as uncharacterized. The coding region runs from base 250 to 1725 and encodes 491 amino acids. Gene Ontology annotation, cellular component: COP9 signalosome. Gene Ontology annotation, biological process: ubiquitin-dependent protein catabolic process. The record is from RefSeq and is a predicted model, not a curated record. Lineage: Eukaryota; Fungi; Ascomycota; Leotiomycetes; Helotiales; Ploettnerulaceae. The transcript has 3 exons.
CAACGACACAAGUCCUGAGUUUCUUAUCGACAGUCAGAGAGCAAUACUCGAGGCACAGCUGUCUGAAUAGCUUUGACUGUCUGCCUGUUUCCUCCAGCAUUACCAGUUGUUUCCAAAGAACAAAGUUCUCCAGAUCUAUCGUCACUGGAGCUUGGAUAGAGCUUCACCCCACCGACGUACCGUUUUCGAGCUCUGCAAACGCGCACAAGCAAGCUACCUGCAAUCUCAAUCUCUCAAAAGACAGCUACAAUGGAUGACCUGCUAUCGAAACUCCUCUCGUUUCCUCCUCAUCCGCCUCCUCAUAUUCCUCUCUCCGACCAACAAUACGAUGAUGGCAUCAAGGACCAGAUCGAGACCGUGAAGAACAUUUCCGGGCAAAAGAUGCUACAACAAACAUCUGGUGGUGAGAAUAUGUUAGAGGUCAUCAAUCCGGCUCUCAACACGAUUCCUUACGCUUUCUGUUUGGUUGCCAACCUCGAAGCAGUCGUCAAGAACACUGGCAAGGGCGUGAAUAUGGAUACACUGUGGGGAAAGAUGAUUGAAUUCCUGGAUGUGUUUGAUGCGAGGCAGAUCAGAUAUAUUGGCGAGGAAUUCAGCUACAUUAUACAAGGUGUGGAGGAGUUUGCACGCAAUUCUCGACAGGGAUAUCUCGCAGUCGCUCCAAUCAGAAAUGCAAUCCUACGCCUGGAUCCCUCUGGAAGUAUGCUCACUGCAAAUCAUAUCAUCCUAGCCAAACUCGCACUAGAGACACGAAACUACCAAGAUGCUGCGCCGGUCCUGAAGAAGUUUAUACUAUACGUUCCGGGCUAUUCGGCACUACCCAGACCAAAAUAUCCGUGCGACAUGACUCUCAGUCCUGCCGCUUUCAUCACACCUGCAAGUAAACUCAACACGAAGCUUAAAUACCAAGAUGUCCUCGAAUACUUCUUGUACAGCGGAAUGGUACACAUUGGGUUAAGGGACUGGGAAAAUGCAUUUCACUGCUUGGAGAGCGCUGUCACGUAUCCGACCAAGGAUAUGUCUCCCAGUAAGAUAAUGAUAGAUGCUUACAAGAAAUGGAUUCUUGUUGGCCUGUUGUUAGAGGGAAGAUUACUGCCUCUACCGAAGUCAACCAGUAGCGGCCCGUCAAAGAACUAUCAUACCCUAGCGAAGCCUUACGAGACCCUCGCCCAGAUAUUCGAGAAUGGUUCCGCAUCAAGACUGAAGUCUGAAGCAGAUGCUGGCGUAACAUGGUGGAGAAAUGAUAGCAACACAAGCCUGGUUCUUCAAGUUCUGGCUGCUUAUCAGCAGUUUCAGAUCCGUCAGUUGGCCAACAUCUACAGCAAGAUCUCGAUCCCCGAAGUUGUCAGCUUGACUACGAGCGCCGAGACUGGAUACAAGUUGACAACACCUCAAGCAGGCGAAACUCUUGUUCAGUCCAUGAUCCAACGCGGUGAUUUACAUGCCACGCUCAGCCGUCCUCCAACUGGUCCUCCAAUCCUCACUUUCUCUCCCUCCGGAACUGCUUUGUCGGAGCCGCAGAUGCAGAGAGAAUUGGCAGCCUCAACAGCACGCAUUCAAGCCUUGACUAACGAGAUUAAGCAAACCGACCGUAUGCUCACCCAUGACACCCAAUACAUCAAGUUUGUUGUGAAGCAGAAGAAGAACAAAUCGACUGGCGAGGAGGGACCUAUGCAAGAGUGGAAUGAGAUUACCGAGGACGAGGAUAUCAUGGCGAUGUACUGAGCUACUUCAGUUACGGCACACGUGGAACGAAAAGUUGGUGGACUUUUAUCUGGUCAUCUUCCGUCUGACUGGACCUGGAGGAUGACAUAUUGAUCUUGACGAGGAAAUGCAUAAUGAAGAAUGAAGGAUGACAGAGCGAGGGUGUUGCUGUGUGCUAAGCCGGAACUUUUGGUUCCUUGUUUGUCCGAGCAAGUGGCGGGCGUAUUGCAUGAGGCUGGCUAGCUGCAUUCAAUGGAGGAUAGCGUCGAACGACAUAUAAUAUCAUGAGAGAUGGCAUGGCCAUUGUUUGGUCGAUAGCAAUAAGCGAAAAAUGUCUAUUUGGGAUGAACUUGGUGAGAGGGAGGUGGAUCAGAUACCAGAAUAAACUAUCGAUGAACGACUCUGACACAUUUCACACAUUGCACUACUUGAACUUUGUGCAGUACUCGUUCCAAAAAAC